UGUUCAUCACGUUCUAAAAUCUGAUACACUCGGUGGGACCCGCUGGGGCCGGAAUAACAGAUGGUACAGUAGUGGCUGGGGAGUUUUCCUUCCAAGAAGAACAUCUUUCUCUCUCUCCCUCUCUAAAAUAAAUGAGCUGGCUGCACUUCUUUCUGCUGAAUUACAUAGUUCUACCUCACUUCAACUGCCCGCGAGCUGUUUUUCCUUUGAUUGUUUUUGUUUGCUGUGUGCUUUUCAUGGUGCAGACUGCAGACACUUGACAACUAGAAGAAGGCAGGCCUUCUUCGCAAGUAAACCAAGUGAACACCUUAUGACGGCCCUCUGAGAUCUGCCCUCUGCUCAGCUGCCCGUCGCCCGGGGGAUCCUUGUGCGCUGCUCGCCCACCAGCCCCCUGCCAGUCCCUCCGCGAUUGGUUGUCUGCCUGUGCGUUAGACUGCGGGCCGCCCCUCACAGCCAGACUACCAUGUUCCACCGACUCACCAGCCUUUUCUACGGGGAACCCGAAGAGGUCUGCACUCAGGCUCCCAGUCCCAGCUUGAUCGAGAAGGAGGAUGAUGGCUGGCUAAUCGUUGACUUUCCAGAUGAUUGCAAUACCCCCUCAAGUGAAGAAGUGGAGGUGAAGGUUAACACCACCGUGCCUGACGACACCCCUCCACCGGCCCCUUCUUCGCUUGAGUCUCUUUGUCACUGUGGCAGUGACUCCAGUCCUCCGCAGUCUUCACCCUGCACGUUGGAAGAGAGUUGGUUUGUCACCCCUCCCCCCUGUUUUACUGCAGAAGGCCAGGAUGAAAUCCAGGUGGAGAGCAGCCCCUUGGAAAACCUGCUCAUUGAGCACCCGAGCAUGUCUGUUUACGCUGACAGCAACACCAACAUCAGCACCCUGGAGGAUGCAAAUGAGGAGGUCGGCAAUGGAAACACAGCUCAGACCAGGGUAGAACGGUGGGCGCCCCCAGCUCCUGCAGCAGUUUUAGGACGAACUGGCAUCUUGGAAAAGGCAAAUCAGGUCCGCCGCAUCCAACGGGCGAAACAACGGGUUGAAAAACGCCAGCUGAGCCGCAACAGAAUUCAGAGGCAGAACCUUGCAAGGGAGUGUCGUUUCCACCGGACCAAACACCAAGGCAACUUUGUGCACCAGCCACCCCGACGCCAAUACAACUACUAAACCACUUCAGGAAACUGGGCGUUUUGGGUCAGUCAGAUGGCAUUAACAAUAACCUUGGACAAACUGUGCACCUCACCGCGCAAGGUUUUCAUUUUAGCUGGCCUUUUUGUUCUGAGCGUAGCUCUUUUCAAAUAAAAGUUGUUCCAUGCUCCGACAAGGACACAUCAUUUGGGACCUUCUCUUACUUGUCUUUCUGCUUAGCUCGCCUCUUUUUAGGAAUGUGUAAAUGAGCUUGGCCAUUUGCUUUCCUUCCUAAGUAAGCCUCAGUUACAUUGGCUAGUAGAACCCCAGUGCUUGCUUUGCUUUCUGAAUGCAUUCAGGCAAAUUGAAAUGCUCAUGUGCCAAUGGGUAGUAGUGAACCUUCUACCGCAUCUGCCUAUUCCAGCCUGCAGUAGUCAGCUAUGUGGGUUUAACUUACCCGGACUAGGGUUGGAACUCAAGUUAGUUGACCUUUUUCUGCUUGAAUCUAUUUCACUGGGAAAAUGCUUCAGGUUUAAAUGGAUAUAAUUGCCUUUGUCUAGCCAGUUUGUAAAGAAUUGUUGAUAAGUUUACAGAAUACUCUGGAUUUUUCUCACCAGAUCAAGAAGUUCUUUUUGCAUUACUCCUGCAUUCCUGGUCCCUCUCACCUGCUCUUGUAAUAUCCCAGUCCAGAGAAGUCCUAUCCUUUUUGUACAGUUCCUGAACCUUCAUACACAAGGAGCAAGGGCGAGUUUAUCUCUUUAUGGCCCUGGAACUGAAGACCUCGCUUCUUUUAUCUAUCUUCACACUUUGAAGUCUUAUUAGGUAUUACCUCUUCGUUAAGCUUCACAUGCCUCUUGACAAGUAGGUCAACAGGCUUGUUCGUCAAACUUCCAAAUUUGCUUUUACCACACACGGCAUUCUUUAUCAGGUAAUAUACUAGCUUCAUUCAACAAUUGGAAAAUAGAAAUACUAUCUCUGCUGAUACCUUCUUCAAAUCCGACACUAUCAAAUGUUGUCCACUGCACUGGUGUCGCCACUUGGAGCUGCAUUAUUCGUCUCACUAAUAUCAACACAUUUAAGGCAAUAGUAUCCUCAUUGGAACUAUAUCCAUCAGUCAUAUUAUCUGCACCUGACUUAUUUGCUAGAUCCGGCCCCAAUGCAAAUGCCAAGUCCCUCCUGAUAAAGUCGGUUUAUCUAAUGUCUGUUUGUUGGUUUUAGAACCACGUUCUAAAAUUAAAGCAAUGAUGUUCUUUUUUUUUCCCAAUGAAUUCCAAUUGAAGGAGCCUAUUAUUCUCAUUGUUUAUCCAAGUGGAUGGUAGUCUCUCUAACCGACAACAUCCUUGCCCACACAGUAAUCUGAACUAAUACCAACUGCCGCCUUAAUGACCUUCUUAAUCCUGGGUUCACUUUUCUCAUUGGUCCUCUCACCUUCACCACUGAAGUGUCCACCUAGUCACCAUUGCCUCUUGUUGACCAUGGCCAAUUAUCUUUGUACCAUUAGUGGCAUUAAGUCAAUGAAGUCUUCCAGAGCUUUGUCUAGAGUGGGGAUUUGCAUUGACCUGAGGUUAAAGUUCUUACUGAAGGAGGUUAUUUACUUCAAAGGAAGUGGAUCAGAUGAAUUUACCAGUGUAAGAAGUGUUAUGAUUGUCGAUUUAUUUUGGGGAAACUGCUUGAUGCUUCUCUCUGGGUUUUGGUGUCAUUCUGUUUAGCUGCUCGGUGAAAGGUUGCUAAACAAAGGAAGGGGAAAUAAUUGCAUCCCCAAAUGAUAUGUAGAAAGUUAGUCUGUGGAAAGUUGAGCUGUAUGUUCGUGUUUUCACCUUGCCAACCAACGCAACAGAAUCCUUAACCAGUCAAUUUUUCAAUGAUUAAAAAAUAUCUUAACCCCAAUCUUACAGUUAAAGAUUCAAUAACCAAUUAACUUCUGAUAAUCAAGGCAGGGUCAUGCAGUGAUUUUGUUACCGGACCAGUAACCCAGAGAACUUGAAUUCAAGUCCCACAAUUCUGAAGGGUCUUUGACCUAAAUAUUAACUCUGUUUCACUUUCCACAGAUGCUGCCUGACCUGCUGAGUGUUUCUGGCUUUUCCUGUCUUUUGUUCAAAUUCCAUCAUAAUUGUUUGAAAAUUAGAGUUCAGUUUUAGUUUUUCAAGUACAAAAAAAAUUGUCACUGGUAAAAUUGGCCAUGAAGCUGCCAAAUUGUAAAAAGAACUCAGCAGGUUUAUUAACUUUUUUUAUUGAAAGAAACCUAUCAACCUUCUGGUCUGGUGUAAGUGUGGUUCUAGUUUCUCCCGAUUCUGAGACUCCUGCUCUGAAUGGACCAACAAACAACUGGUUAAAUCAAAAUUUUCAGCAAUUCAAGAAGGUCUGACAUUGGUUCCCCAUGACUCAGAGAGCUAAACAGUUAGUAUAAACCCAGUGAUGCCCAGUUCAAUAAAGCUAUUGAAAGUGGAGCAAUACCAAAAGAAUAGAGGAACUUAGCGAGUCAGACAGCACCUAUAGAGGGAAAUGGACUGUUGACAUUUUGGGUCGAGACCCUUCAUCUGGGCUGGAAAGAAAGAGGGGAGAUAGCCAGUAUAAAAGGGUGGAGGGAAGGGGUGGAGCAAGAGCUGGCAGGUGAUAGGUGGAUCUAGGUGAAGGGGGGGUGAUAGGCAGAUGAGGGAGGGAGUGGGAAUGAUGUCAGAAGCUGGGAGGUGACAGGUUGAAGUGACAAAGGGCUGAAGAUGAACAGGUAAAGUGCUGGAGGAACUCCACGGGUCAGGCAGUGUCUAUGGAGGGAAAUGGACAGUCGACGUUUCAGGUCGAGACCCUUCAUCGGAUUAUUAAAAAUGGAAACUGACUACCAUUAUGAUGCUGAAGAUCAUUUUAUUUGAAAGGAGUCAGUUUUAAGUUGCCUUGGUUUUAAAUCACUAACACUUAUUUCCCAAGAUGACAAGCCUCAUUUGAAUGGUUUCCCAAUUUGGAUCGAAUCAUUGUAUUAUUAUGCCUCAACGGGAGACCAUUUGGCCCCAUAAGCUUGUGCUGGCUCUUUUGGAGCAAUCCUGUCAACCUCAUUCCCCAACUCUUUCUCUAUCUCUGUUAAUAACUGCCUGUCAAUUCCCUUUCAAAUGCCCUGAUCGACUUUGUUCCUACCACUCUUACAGGCAGUGAGUUCCUGAUCAUAACCAUAUUCUGCAUAAAAGGGCGUUUCUCUCAUCCCUGCUGUAUACUUGGCUCAUCACUUUAAACCCGUGUCUUCCAGUCCUUGAACAAUCCAAUAACAGGAACAGCUUCUCUCUAUGUCAAUCUGUCAUGAUCUUGUAAACCUUCUCUCAAUCUCCUUUGGUCUGCAAAGAACAACCUUAACUUUAGCCUAACUUUGCAGCUGAAAUCUCUUACCACUAAAAUGCUCUUGCAUUUCUUCUGCAUACAGUCCCCCUAGACCAUUCACAUCCUUUCUAAAGCAUGGUGAUAGGUUUCUACAAAACAUCUUUGCUUUAGUACUCUGGCCUCUGAAGCCCAGGGUUUUUAAGAGUUAAUGGAUCUUGCCCUUUAAUCACUUUUAAAUCCAUUUGAUUCCCCUUCAUCCUCUUUCUUCUUACAAACCUUGUUCUAAAAUCUUUGUUCAGACCUUUUAUCUAGAAAUCAGUUACUAUCAUUCUUAUCCUGAAAGCAAACAGUUGAUAUCAUCCUUGACCUGUUGAAGAAGUUUAGUCUACAAUUGGAACAUCCCCUUAAUAGCUAAUUGUGACUGGUAACUCUCCAGAUGGUGAAAUCACUAGCCUGGACCUUCCAGGAAUAAUGUUCUGCAUGGUAUUAUUAGAGCAUCAGUGUAUUUCAUCAUAAUUGAACAUUGAAUCCAAUGAACGUCUUCAGGACAAACUCAUUGAAAUAUGUAACCCACACAUUAUUUAAACUAGCUGCAUCAAAUGGAGCUUAGCCUCAGGAAAGUACACUCCACAACAGUGUACCAGAAUAAAUACUACACAAAAAUAACAUGCAAUGCAGAUUGCAUACGUGAAUGCAGUGAAUGCUGGAGAUCUGAAAUGAACCAAAAAAAAAUGCUACUGGGUUCUAACAAAGGGUUACAUUUUGUACUGUGACCUUUGCAUUCAAGGUGCUGAGAAAACGACUGUGCAUUUGGAACAAUUCUGUUCGUUUUGUGGGCAAUAUCUUCCAUGUCAACUCUUCUUGACCAGUCUUGGGCCUUUUGGUUUUGCAGUCUGUUCUUGCUAGAUCUUAAUGCCUCCAUCCCAGCCUCCAUAUCAGCUUGUCACCAAUACUAAGAAUGUUUAUCUUUUUAAUUGCUUCCCCUCUAAAGAUUAACUUUCUCCAGUUUUGAAUUGACAAAUGUUUGUGGGGUGUAGGUGGGAUGCUUUCUGGCUCCAAUUUAUAAAUGUGGUGCUUGCGAGAUGCUUUGAUUAAAUAUUCACACUGCACUGAAACUCUGCUGGUGUAACUGGGGCUUUCAAGAGCAAUUUGUAUCUACCUACUAACUUGUACUGAAUGCCUUGUUAUCAAAGAAGGUCCUGACCCUACAGUCUGACUUUGGAUCAACCCAAGUGUGGUGCUGAACUGAUAGAAUUAUACAACUUUAUUUUGUAACUGAAAACAUGUAAGUUUGUGGACAGUAUUAUUUCUUGAAUACAACAACAACUAAAGGUUCUGAAGUAUCUGCUGUGCUGUUGUGAGACCAGUGCUCUGAAAUAGAAUUGCUUGUCAGUGACUGGGAUGAGAGUGUUCUGCUGAUGUAUGUUUUGAAUAAUUUAUUUAAGGAUAUAUGUGAUUGUGUGAGCUGCAAUUUUUCAUGCUAAACUACACAGCACAGGCUCUCUCAGGGACAAUACACCACAAUGCAGUGUGUUAAUUUAAAUUAAUGUCCAUAUAAAUAAGAAACACAUGAGGCUUAUGUACAUAAUCUUUUUUUGCUCGUAUUCAUCAAGGAUUUCAGGGUGGCUAAUAAAAGGAGUAGAGUAAUUUUUUCUCUCAGGAUGAAGAUUGCUGCUGUUCAAAUAAAGCAGCAGCUUCAUUUACUGUAAUAAUUUUCCAUCAGUGCUAUUUUGAGAAUCCAGAUUUGAUUAAGUAAUCGCAUCCAGUCUAUCACAUUGAGGUGAUGUACUUGGUUAAAAACCAACAGAUGAAUCUACACCUUUCGAGACUAUUGUUUUGCAUUGAAAUGCUUUUGUUCACCUGUUCUGUGGAAAAACUUCUAAACCACAACUGCUUGGUCUACUGAAGAGGACCAUAUCUUUAGAUACAAGUCCUUGAAUUGUGAUUUGUUAUUGAAAUUGUGUCUCACUACUUACUAAGCAGCUCAUUUCUGUCAAAGGGUUGAUGUACAAUACUCAGUCCUCUGUGCAUUGCUUUAAGUUUAUAUAUUGCCUGAACUUAAAGCAAUACUUUUAUAGGGGAGGUGGAGCUAAUAUUAAAAUGGCAUUUCUCCUCUUUUCCCCACCAAGCUAUGGCUUUGAAAUGUAAAGUCUAUUCUUCAAUGCAAAAGAAGCAACUUUGCAAUUCAGUGCACUGAAAUUUCAAAAGAGAAUGUUACAAGAUUGAAAUGGGCUAAUUAAUCCAUCAAAUCUCUGCUCAUAUACACCUCUGGAUGAGGUCCCUAUUGUAAUCUCACUCUUUUACUUGAUUUCCAUUAUCCACUUAAUUUCCAAUAGUUCUUUUUCUGUACAUUUUUCGUUUUGUGUUUCUGAUGUAUAAUAUUUAAAUAUGUAACAUGCACAUCUAAUUAGCACUAAAUUGCCAUACGACGCCAUCAAACCUAGUAGAAUAAAACUUGAUACUAGAGGGUGUUCUGUCUUUUAACUUUUGUGGUUCUAUUAAUUGUGUAUUGUUGAGAAACUACACAUCUUUGUGUUAGCAUAACGUAGUAUCUGGGUCCUUGUUCUAACUGCAAUCUGAAUGUGUCAUCAGAUAUGUUUAUUGACAAUACUGCCUGACCGUGAGUUGGAGGUAGCUGAGGCCUGUGACUUGCAGCAAAGUCUAUUGUCGAUUUAUUCAAACUUCAGCAACAUAUCCGUGUAUAAGCAGUAUCAUUUCUGCAGGGAAGUGCGAUGAGUGGUGGAGUGUUGCAUAUUAUGUGAACGUUCCAUAGCAGUGUGGCCACCAAGCCUGAUGGGGUAAUUUCCAUGUCAAACAUCUCCACUAUCGCUGGGCACAGUAUUGUCAGUAUUUGCAGCCAUGUUUAAAAUAAAAAGUACUUAAAGUUAGUUAUAACAGCUUGUGUUCAUCAGUAAGUUACCUCUCAUGUAUUGAUUUGUGCACGUGCCUUCCAUUCUGGGGCUGAAGUGAUGAGUUUUUAAUUUGAGAUGAGUGUGUGUGUGUGAACAGAAAUUGACACUUGAAUGGCAACAGUAAAGUCCUAUGCAAAACAAAGGGCAGCUUGAGUUUUUUUUGGGUCUCAUAACUGUUUCCAAACUGUGUGUUUCUAAAUAUUGGAAGUGUGAAAUGUAACUGGAUUAUGGAUGUUGCAGUAGUGCUUGUUGUUAUAGCCACUUGCUGACUGUGGGAACUUCAUUAUUUUCAUAAAAAAAAAUCACCUUUUUUCCCAAAAA
Molecule: messenger RNA, 7659 nt
Organism: Pristis pectinata (smalltooth sawfish)
Lineage: Eukaryota; Metazoa; Chordata; Chondrichthyes; Rhinopristiformes; Pristidae
Gene: tp53inp2b
Product: tumor protein p53-inducible nuclear protein 2
Exons: 4
Coding region: 464-1162 (232 amino acids)
Biological process (GO): positive regulation of DNA-templated transcription; autophagosome assembly
Cellular component (GO): nucleus; autophagosome
Source: RefSeq, a predicted model, not a curated record